AUGGCAGACGGGCGUGAGUCCUCCCCUCCCCUCCCUCUCACCGCAAGCUUGAGGUUGACCACGGCUUCUAGUAAACCACAUCCGCGCCAUGCGCGUGGCCGAGAUCAUCGAGGAUUUCCGAUCGAUACAACGGCAACUCUCAUCGAUCCGCACGCAGCCGUCGGCAGAAGAGUACGACGAGGACGGAUAUCUGGUGCUGAGACAAUGUGUGGGCCAGGCGCAACAAUUGCUCCAGCAGCCGUUCUGCGGAGGCGGAGGCGGAGGCGGAGGAGGGGGGAAUGGCAAUGGGGCGGCGAGGGAUGAGGAGGGCACGAAGCGGGAGCUCAGGAGGCAUGUUUCCAAUGACAGGGUGAGGAUGAUACAGGUCUCUGACUUUGUUUUUUUCGGGGACUUCUAGGAUCCUUCUCGACGCUUCCCUGCGACGCUUCAAGGCGCAGAAGCUGUAUCUGAGAGCCUCGGCGGCGAUGAGAUGGGUGCAGUCGCGGCGGCAGAUUUUACAGGGACAGCGGCCGCAUGCGGGACAUGUGGCUGCGCUGCAGCAGGUCCGGAAUACGUUGAGGACGGUAUGUCGCCAGAGCAAGAUUUUCCCCAAAAAGGAGUAAAUUGGUUUGAUAUGUUCUCUUUUUCUUGCAGGAAUUGGCCUCGAUCACAGAUGCUCGCGUGGAAGCUUCGUUACGCCAGGCGGAUGGCGCUGCAGAAAAGUGGCUGGCUGAGGACCCGCCGCUGGCGAUGAUUCAACGCGCCAUGGGCCAUUGCAAUGGAUCCUAA
Molecule: messenger RNA, 768 nt
Organism: Lecanosticta acicola
Lineage: Eukaryota; Fungi; Ascomycota; Dothideomycetes; Mycosphaerellales; Mycosphaerellaceae
Source: the annotation of a GenBank genome assembly